This is a messenger RNA of Hirundo rustica (Barn swallow), 8724 nucleotides long. RefSeq names its product spermidine synthase (gene SRM). The record is from RefSeq and is a predicted model, not a curated record. Lineage: Eukaryota; Metazoa; Chordata; Aves; Passeriformes; Hirundinidae. Gene Ontology annotation, biological process: spermidine biosynthetic process. Gene Ontology annotation, cellular component: cytosol. Gene Ontology annotation, molecular function: spermidine synthase activity. The transcript is spliced from 8 exons. Bases 102 to 986 code for a protein of 294 amino acids.
GCGCUGCGCGCGGCUCCCGCGCCGGUGGGGUCAGGCGGCGGCGGGAGCCCAGCGCAGGUGGCGGCCCCGGGAGCGGCCGCUCCGCUCCGCUCCGCUCAGGGAUGGAGCGCGGCGCGGCGGCGCUGAUCCGCGAGGGCUGGUUCCGCGAGACGUGCCGCCUGUGGCCCGGCCAGGCCAUGUCGCUGCAGGUGGAGGAGCUCCUGCACCACCAGCGCUCCCGCUACCAGGAGAUCCUCGUCUUCCGCAGCACCACGUACGGCAACGUCCUGGUCCUGGAUGGGGUGAUCCAGUGCACGGAGCGGGACGAGUUCUCCUACCAGGAAAUGAUCGCCAACCUGCCCCUCUGCAGCCACCCCGACCCCCGCAAGGUGCUGAUCAUCGGCGGCGGCGACGGGGGAGUGCUGCGGGAGGUGGUCAAACACCCGACCGUGGAGUCCGUGGUGCAGUGCGAAAUCGAUGAGGAUGUGAUCCAGGUAUCUAAGAAAUACCUCCCAGGGAUGGCAGUGGGGUAUUCCAGUGCUAAGCUGACCUUGCACGUGGGAGAUGGUUUUGAGUUCAUGAAACAAAAUCAAGAAGCCUUUGAUGUGAUUAUCACAGACUCGUCUGACCCCAUGGGUCCUGCAGAAAGUUUGUUCAAAGAAUCUUAUUACCAGCUGAUGAAGACAGCCCUGAGAGAAGAUGGGAUUCUCUGCUGCCAAGGUGAGUGCCAGUGGCUGCACCUGGAUCUCAUUAAGGAGAUGCGUCAGUUCUGCAAGUCUCUGUUCCCGGUUGUGGAAUACGCCUAUUGCACCAUCCCCACGUAUCCCAGCGGGCAGAUUGGCUUCAUGCUCUGCAGCAAGAACCCGAACACGAAUUUCCGUGAGCCUGUGCAGCAGCUCUCGCAGCAGCAGGUGGAGGAGAGGUGUCUGAAGUACUACAAUUCUGAUAUUCACCGGGCAGCGUUCAUUCUGCCAGAGUUUGCACGGAAGGCCCUGAGCGAUGUGUGAGACCGAGACGCUGCUUCCUUCCUUCAAGUUGGACUCUGAGAUCAUCAGUGAUGUGGCUGGGAUCUUCUCAGCAGGCUGCAGAUUUGCUCUCCACUGUGUGGGAUUGUUUAACCCUUGGCCAGCCAACAUUCCCUCUGAUGUGUUAAAGAUGAUGGGGCAUAAGCCAGAUAAGACUAUUGAAAAGGUCCAGUGACUUAUUGCGUGAGGUCAAAACUGUUCUUUCCAGUGCUGGAAAUGUAAGAUGUCUUCUUCCUUUCUCUCCUCCCUGCACCCAUUCUAAAUUCUCCCAUCCCAAGCACACCCCACACCCCCCAACUAACAUGAUGUAUUUAUAACUGACACAUAUUUCUGUCUGGUGGUCUGGGAAGAGUUCAAAGGGUCCCUGACUCAGCCUUAAGCACAGAGAGAGAGCUCGAGCUCUGUGCACAGGUAGCUCCUCACUCUCUCCUCAUGGGAGCUCCCCGCUGCUGACACGUUUUAGACUGGUAACAGAUCUGAGCCUUUGUGUCCCACUGCCCUCCUGUGAUCCUGCACUGCUCUGCAGCACAGCUGGAGAAGUCACAGUGCAAACUGUUGCCAUUCACAAUCGGUCUCCCUCCAACCCUGAUGGAGUAGCAGUAUUAAACAGCAGCCAGGCAGGCUGGCUGCAGUCUUGUGACCUUUUUUUUAAUUGGUUAGAAACAGAAGUUCUGAGGUGCCAACAGGCUGACUCCUGUUCUUACCUCUGCCCUCAGAGAUGAUCCAAAGAAUGCUUAUCAAUAUGAUAAUAGGCAUAUAUAUAUAUAUAUAUAUAUUUAAAAAGGUUUGUUUUUUAUAUAUAUAUAUAUAAAUAAAAACCAAACCUUUGCUCCAUUGCCUGAUGUUCAGUACUGAUGUUGGGGAGUCAGUUGUGCUGACAAAUCUCAUCUCAGUCAAGCUGAGCUGCCUCAGGCCUGGGUAUUUGCAAGUCCUUAGGGACCAUCGUUAUUUCCAAUGCUGCCCCCAGAUGCCUAAGCUGUUUUUCAUUGCACUCUCUAAGAUGGAUCUGCCUUCACUUCCUUACUUCUGUUCUGAAGAUUCCAUACCCCUGACCAGUGGGAAUCACCCUCCCAGCACAGCCACCGUGCCACUGUCACUCCCUUGCACUCAAUUAAACACUCAGCUCUGGUUAAGGUAGCAUCAGUGUUCUCUGGGGAAGAGGAGAUCCUGAAGGUUUGCUGUGCUUCCAGGUGCGUUCUACCUGCUCUUACUUCCUCCCUCACUCAUCUUUAGGGAUGACAAGUUACCAAAAUCAAGCUCUGAAGAUCCCAUUGCGUGUUUUGUAUUGCAGUGUAGCUGCCUGAUAGCUCCUCCAGCUUCUGUCAUCCUUUGUACUGCAGACUCAGUGCCUGCUUUCCAAGCUGUUCUCCAGUCCAAAUGCUGCCUCUGUUACAGUUUUCCAAGUGUUUUUCCAGCUGCCCAUCUCCCUGCUGCCAUCAGGUAGCUCCUGUCAGUUCUGCACUCUCUUUUCCACUGCAGAAGUAGUGGAGGGCUGAACCACUGAGCUCCAGUUGAGGAGGCUGGGGAAAGGCACUGGGUGACAUCAGGAAAAGAGAAAUUCUCCUUCUGAGAGGCUUUUUCAGGUUGGUUAGAGAGAACUAGAAGAAGCAGACUUUAGCAAGUGUUGGGGUUGAGCUUUGCCAUAAUAGUGACCCUACAAACAGUGUAGGUGUUCCAGCCACUGUGUGCCCACAGCACAGGAUUUUUGGGGUCAGUACUCUCCUCCUCUCCUGUUUCUGAUGAGACUUAGCACUGCUUUCCCAGUGUCUCCUUCCAGCACCAGUGUUGGUACAGUUUCUUUGUGGUCUCAAGGGUUUGCAAAGCAUUGCUGAGCUGCAGAGCUGAGUCCAGAUCUCUGUAUUCUUGUGUUGAGAAGAUAACACCUAUUUUUCUCUCAACUGUUUGGGUGUCUGUCUUCUUUCUCACACAAUUAAUUUGGGUUAAUGAGGCAUUUUCAUUGCUCAACUCUUGUAUUUUUAUAAGGAGCAGACCAGUAAUGGAGGCUCCUCCUGUUUGAAUUCCUGUGGGAUCUGAACCUCACUCAGCCUUUCAUCCUUGACAGAAAAUUAGCCCUGGCACUUUCCCCUAGAGCAGGAAUCAAGACCAGGACUAUAGUCUGGGAAGGCGUUAGAGCAGCAGCCAACUGGUAACAAGUUCAAGCCUUUCACCCAUCCUUGGUGAGUACAACAAUGCCCAGGAGGGAAAGAGCUUCCUCAAACCUGCUGUUGGCCUCCACACAGCUAAUUAUUCCUUCUGGUUCUUUGAGCUCUCUCCAAAUGUGUGAGUUCAGCAAGUGGCCAGUGAUGAGAGCAGAAGACAAGGCUGUUUCCCAUCCAAGUCACACGUCCUCUGCCCACAAGGCCCUAUAUAUAUGUAUUUAUAUAUAUACACAGUUUCUGACUGAUUCCAGGUCACUGUACUCCACAGACAGUUCCAAACACUUCAGUGCCUUCAGUGUGAGGAGACAGAGACUCGGUGCCUGAAUCAAGCACUCAUUAAAUGAAUGCAGCAAGAGAGGGAGCAGAGGCUUGUGCACCUGUAGCUGCUUCCACCUGAGCUUCAGGACUUGAAAAUCACCCCUGUGCUGAUCCCUGCCUCAGGCUUCUCUGCCCUAAGAGCUGCUGGGAUGGUGUUUGGCAGCUGCAAGGCAGUUGUGUCCACAGAUGGAACAUCCCUUCCACAAAUUGGUGUCUGAGCUGUUAUGCUGCAGGAUGUGGUGGCCAAGGGACUCUGGGGGUUGAAGAGACUGGAAAUUUGGGUCGUGCUCCACGGGAGGAAACUGUGGGGUCUCACGCAGAACUGAGCACUGGCCACUUUUGCACCGUCUCUAGGUGGGCAGUUAAAAUUCUAACUUUGCUCAGAGUUUUAGCUGUCGUUUGCCUGAGGCUAGUUAAGCAAGAGUGUUCGUAAGCAAAGAGUCACAAAGAUGAUGUUUGUCUAGACACGCUGCAGUCGUGUUCCAGCGUCUCACUAAGGCAGGAGCAUAUGAACAGGGAUAGGCUUUGUCCCAGGUGAAAUGUAAUGUCAGAGCAGGUGCAGACAGGCAAGGGAAUGGAGCCUGAUGGGCUUUAGCCCAUCCAUUGCUUAAGUUGCUUGGCACCUUUUGAGCUGUGUCAAACUGCUCUGAGCUUUACUCGUUGAACUAACUCAAUUUUUAGAAGUUCAGAAGAGAGUUUUUAAAAAAAAAAAAAAAAUUGAGAGAAACCUCUUGCCUGUAUCUCUUGAGCGCUUUCAGUCAGUUAUUUGGCAUGAGUGUCAUAUCCACCCAGAGCUAAUGUUAUUGAGGCCUGGCUGAACUCUGGAUGGAGCUUGGCUGGAGCAAAAGGCUGCUGAAGAAUGACAUUCGUCAGAACAGCAGUCUCAGUAAGCAAGCAGUCAAAAAAAAGUAUUAAAAAGUGCUACCAAGUUCAGGUAGAGGAAAGUUCCCUUGUUAAAAGGGGAAGAAGAGGGAAAAGUGUGGACAACAUGAAACAAGAGCUCAGGUCUAGCAAACCUGGCCUGUUUAAUGAGCUGUAAUUUCAAGCCUGUGAACUAAUUUGUUUCCCCUUCCAGGAAGGCUCACAACUGUCAGCUGACUAUUGCUUUAUUUAUUGCAUUUGCCUUUAUAACCUGAGGGCAGAGAGCAAGGGUUCCAAUGACAGGAAGGCAUUUUAACUCCUCCUGCUGCAGCUGAGAGCCUUACCUUUGGGAACCAGAAACUUCUGGAGGCCUGGUGGGAUUCUGCUAGGUGCUUCAAAACAUGGUGACCUGAACCCAGACCAGGCAACAAAUGGGCAAAAGACAGCAAAUGUCCAGGCCAUAGAGGAGAGCCAUUGAGAAGUGACCUCAUUCCUCAGUGUGGCAUUUGGUGCCAGACACGGUGAUAGCUCUUGUGCUCCUGCAGUGCUCAGUCUUUGCUGCUGCACAGGCACUGAGGAGGGGUCAGAGGCAUCUCUUGAAUGACAAAACCUCUCCCACUGCAUGUUGUGUGUGCAGCCUUCAUCACAAAAAGAUGGAGGUUAUCUCGAGUGAUUGUGGAAGCGUUUUCUGCUGCACUUCUGAACCCACUCUGCAUCUCUGCUGAAGACACUGUGAGACAAAAUCCUUGGAGAGGCAAGCAUUUUCCAGUUAUUGAAUGCAGAAAUUCCUUCUGGAGAAUGCCCACCUCAGGUUCCUGUGGUUGUGUUCACAGGUGGACUGAUUUCAGAGAGAUCUGCCCUGUGAAGUGCCAGAAAUCCACUCAGGCCAUGUGCAUCUGAGGGCAGGAGAGCAUCAAGGAACGUGAUUUCCAAAGGGGGAGUCAGAUAACAGAGAGAGGGGUAAGAGGAAAGACUAAUCAGAAAUGUUUAUUGUUCCAAGGGAGGACCUUUACCAUGUCCUGUACAGGGUCAUAAGCAUUUAAGGGUUAGCACAAAAAAAAAAAAAAAAUAUAUAUAUAUAUAUAUUUAUGCCUUCUUAAAGGUCAGCCAACUAAUGAACAUGAAACAGGAACAGUGGCAAUAAAGAACAAUCCUGGUGCUAUACCUUCAACUCUAUCUGAUUACAAACAAGAGCAAGUUUUAUCACCAGAGAGUUAUUUUAUUUCCUCUGGAGGAGAUGGUGCUACAUCUUGUGGUGCGGAGGUGGGGAGCAGCACCUGCAAAAGGGCUGGAGGACAGACUAACACAGGGGAAGCAGCAGAGCGAAUGUGAAAGGGAAGGGCACUAGGGAACGUGGAGGAAUCUGGAAAAGAGGUGCCUGCUAUUGAGAGAAUCUGUAGCAGAACUCAGGGGGGAACUUGUUUGGAUUUGGAGAUCCAUUCCUACUGUGGGCACUGGAAUACAAGUGCUUUGAUGUGACCCCCUUCACCCCCUCCCAGCUGGGAAGAGACACUUUCCUCCACGGAUGCAUGCUGUGAAGGAUGGCUCUUUUCUGAAGGAAGGAAAACCUGAUGCUCCAGUGUCCCAGGGGCAGCUGAGAGGCAGCCCUGGAAGGACAAGGCCAGCCAGAACUGCCAGUCCUGUCAGGUUUUUUCUGGGAGUAGUCCUUGGGCGCUUGCAAUUUUAAGAGGUGGAAUCUCCCUUUGUGUGAUGGGCACCUGGCCAAGAAUGACCACACAUUUCCACAGGAGGAAAAGCUGUGUGCACCAGUGUCUCAGGGGCAGCUGUGAGACUGCUCCUGCGAGGCCAAUGCCUGCCAGACCUGUCAAUUUUUGCAGUUUUUCACUGGGAGCAACCCUUGGAGGUUUGCAGCUUUAGGAGGCAGAAUCCCACUUUGUGCCACAAGCUCCUGGCCACACAGGAUGGUUCUUUCCCACAGGAAGGAAAGCUUGGCAUUUCAGUGUGUGUGAGAGGCAGCCCCUGGGAGGCCAAGACCGUCCAGACCUUUCUUCUGGGAGAAUCCUCUGAUGUUCACAGUUUUAGGGGGCAGGAUCUCACUUCCCCCCAGAGCUGUGUGCUGUGGAGGACAGUGCCUGUCCGCAGGAAGGAAAGCCUGGUGCUCCGGUGUCUUAAGUGUAGAUAAGAGGUGGUCCCUGGGAAGCUAAGGCCAGCCAGACUUCUUGGUGCUGGUAGCUUUCUUUUGGGAGCAAUCCUCGCCUGCUUGCAAUUGUAGGAGGCAGCAUCCCACUUUCAGCCCUGGGUGCCUGGCUGUGAAAGACUUUUCUAUUUAUGCAGAGAAGAAAGCCUGACACUAUUGAGAUACCCUUUUAGAUUAGGGUGAGAAGAACUUUCCUCUCAUGGGCCUUUGCAGACACAUGUCAAUAUUUCUCAGGUUUUGUUGUUUCACUGUUUUAAAUUUAUGUCACCCUGUCACCAUAUAUGCACACCUGCCAGGAUGUUCUCCCUUCCCUCGGACCCUGUUGGGUUAUUUUUGCUGCAGUACCACACCCCUGUAGCCCCAUUAGUCCCCUCAGUUCCUAGCCACCCCUCUGUUGCCCUAUCCCUAUUGGACCCUGGCCCUCAGAAACUCCCCUUUUAUCUGCUAUAUAACCUUGGAUCCUUGGCCCAGUUUUGGCUCUCGUCCCUGGUCUACAUUCGAGGCUGUACCCACGAUGCAGACAAUAAACAGAGCUCAGUAAACAAACAGGAGAUAACAGAUGAGGGAUCCUAAUCACAGCUACCUGUGGGUUUCUUAUCUUCCUUUCUUCUGUUGGAGCUGGGAUUAAUACACCGGAGUCGCAGUUUCAUGUUUGGACUCAGUGUUUAUUAAUUCUUAUCUAUAGCACAGUCUCACGAGUCGUGAGCUCUAAACUAACAAGGAAGAAAAUGGAUCUGUCCCUAACUCUUUCCAAGGUCCCCCGAGCACAAACUGUCCAAUAAGGAGAUGACACCCAUACCAUUUUUACUUCCAACCCAAGAACCAAAUAAAUACCUGUGGUCUGCAAUGCAAACUUCUCCACCCAACCACAAAACAUCACUCAAACCCAUGAAGAGGAAGGCGAAAGGAGAACUUAGCCUACUCCCCAAAACCUCCAUCUUUCUUUAUAUAUAUUACUAUAUACUAAAAGCUUAAAUUCCAAGUUUUGUGCCCUGUGCUAUCACACGCUUCUAUUCAAACUACACACCCAUAAUCCCAGUGCCACCACAAUUCUGGAAGCCUACUCCAAGGCCUCAGGUCAAAUGCAGUGCCUGCCUGAGGGUCAGUGCCCUUCAGUGCAGAAAGCCCAAAGUUCCCAGCUUCCAGGGUUCCAACAGCUGCUUACAACCCAGCACAAAAUUUACAAAAAAUACUAAUAGAUUACAGCUUAACAUAAAACAGUGUGCAAUAUCAAGGUACCUAUAUUAAGUAUAGCAAAAUAAAUAGUAUUGAUUAGAAAUCACAUGUAACUUGCCAACAAAAUGAUGAUGAGGUACAUAACCUCUGCGGGAGUAACGCCAAGCUGGUGUCCCUACUCACAGAAGAAAAUCCACACAUUUCCAGGGAAACCAGUGAUGAAACCUCUUCUCCGUUCACUUCCAAUCCAAUGCUUCCCACUGACACCACAGUGUGGCACCAAACUGCAGAAGAAUCAACACACGACAUCCUUGCAUUUUCCUUUACUGCCAGCAUACAUCUUCCAGCUCUUCCACCCGGGUACUUCCUAUUCCUUCUUUACUACUUCCACUCCUGUUUCGAUGUUAAGAGUGAAAGAUAGUUGCUGGGUUCUCAUUAUAUGUGACAGAAGCUGUAAUUAACUAACAAAAUGUUUUUAAGACACUUUGCCCUACCACAUAACAAAGAUAAAGGGAGCCAGGUUGAAAAACAGGACCUGUAGAAUAUGUUUAACUAGGAUCUAAAAAGUAUUCAGGAAAAAUUUAACCAAAUAGGUUAUGUCUUUGUAAGUAGAGAGGAUAAAUAUUGUUUAAAAGAAAUAAGCAGCCAAUCAACAACCAGCCUGCAAGGCUGAGAAGUAAGACAUCCAGGAUGAUAGGGAAAUAACACCGAAAGAACCAGUUUUGUGCUUUGAAAACAAGGUAACAGAGACUGAGCAUGCACCAAUUCAGAGAGUUCAGUGAAAGGACAAAGGAUGAAGACUACGGAAUGAUAACUCCACCAGAGGAACUGUGCUCCUACUAAAGGACAGUAGAUGGCAGCAAAGACUGUGAACUCACGCUUGGAUACUCAUGUUUUAAAAUAGGCUUGUUUUAUGUUAUUGAUUUCUUCCUCUGCAUAAUGAAUAUGUAACAGCCUCGUAAAUAUAAACUGCAUUAAUUCACCCAGUGCUGGGAGCACUCAUGGUGUGGCCCCAGCCUUGUAAAUAAGAAUGCCUUCUUAACAGUGA